CCUUUAUUUUUGAAUAGAGAGAGAGAGAGCUCCGGACCGUUUCACUCUCCACUCUAAAACCACUGUUCGUGUGUACAGAUCUCUCUCUCUCUCUCUCUCUCUCAUUUUUGAUUCGGAUUUUCAAAUGCGCACCGUUUUGAUCGAAUAGCCGACUCUCUCUAAUCCUUGAUGCUCUCAACUUCGCUCCUCGCAGCUCAGUUCGCCUGUGGACUUGAUGUCCGACUAGAAUGAUUUGGAGUAGAACUAGUGGAGAAAGUCUUCGAUUAGGGAUUGGGGUAUGUAGCUUGAACUGCCUGUUGUUAAACUAUGGACGGUGACAGAACAAAUUCUACUCCAGAAGGGUCGGGUGGUGACAAUAUUCAGAGAGCUCGAGCUCUCCAUGGGAGGUCUAGUGGGCCUACGAGGCGUUCUACAAAAGGACAAUGGACGCCUGAAGAGGAUGAAAUCUUGCGUAGGGCAGUUCAGAGUUUUAAAGGAAAGAAUUGGAAGAAAAUAGCGGAGUGUUUCAAGGAUCGGACUGAUGUGCAAUGCCUGCAUAGGUGGCAGAAAGUUUUGAAUCCUGAAUUGGUCAAGGGUCCAUGGUCUAAAGAGGAGGACGAAAUUAUUGUUGAAUUGGUCAAAAAGUAUGGCCCAAAAAAGUGGUCCACUAUUGCACAGCAUUUACCUGGACGUAUUGGUAAGCAAUGCAGGGAAAGGUGGCAUAAUCAUCUUAAUCCUGGCAUAAACAAAGAAGCAUGGACGCAGGAUGAGGAGUUGGCUCUGAUUCGUGCUCAUCAAAUUUAUGGGAACAAAUGGGCAGAGCUAACAAAAUUCUUGCCUGGAAGGACAGACAACGCUAUAAAAAAUCACUGGAACAGUUCUGUGAAAAAGAAGUUGGAUUCUUACUUGAAGUCGGGAUUACUACCAGACUUAGAAGGAACGCCUCAUGUUGGACACCAAAACCAACCCAUAAUCUCAUCUUGUUCAAGAGUUCAGAACAGUGGAGAUGAUAGUGCUCCCAGAGGUGCUGAAGGAGAAGAGAUAUCAGAAUGCAGUCAAGAUUCAAAUGUUGCUGGUUGCUUUCAGUCUGGAACUGAAAUGGUCAAUGUGGUAUUACAUACUAGAGAUCGAUCGCAUAUACGUGAAGUAUCCCGGUUAGGAAAUGACCCAAGCUCCAGUCCAGCGUCCUGUUCAGAACCAUAUUACCCGUCUAUGGGGGAUGCCACUUUUUCCAUCCCAGAAAUACCUUCUGAAAUUGUUAGCUCUUCCAAAUUUAUAGAGCAGAGUUUCUCACAUGAUGCUGGAGAGUCAAUGAGUGGGGAUUUCCAGUUUAAUAUGCAGGAGUUAACUAAUAUUUCUUCACUAGAAUCAGAGCAGGAGGCAUCCGGGAUGCAUACCCAUUGUAUGAGUUCUAAUGAGAUCCAUGAUGUGGUCAACUUUCCAUUUCAGACUGCUGGUGCAUUUCCUGCUUCUACUUCCAUGGGGAAUAUGGCGGAUGGUUCAGUUAAAUCAGAGCGGAUGUUGAUAUCUGACGAUGAAUGUUGCAGGGCUUUGUUUUCUGAGGCAAUAAAUCAGGGAUAUUUCUCUAGAGAUUUUACAAAUGGGUUAAACAUGGUUGAUUUGAUUGCAUGCACAGAUUCAUUACUUUUACAAUCGUCGUCAAACCUCCAGAUGUCUGAAACCGGUAGAUCUUCUCAACUUUAUUGUCCUUUGAACUCAGAUGUAGUUGGAACUUCAUGCUCUCAACCAGUUUCUGCUCAUAAUGGUCCACUGAUAUUUGCUGGAGAGGCUAAUAAUUUAUUCAGAGUUCAAGAACAGGAGUAUGUCACAAAUUCAGAGGAUGGAUUUGUCUACACUAAUGACACUGCCAGAUCUCCCAGCACUGUUGUUGGAAAUGAGACUGGAAUGCAAGAGCAAUCUGAUCUGGUUGAGGAUCCUUCAAAUUUAGUCCCUGUAAAUACAUUUGAUUCGGGAUUGGACACGCAAACUUCUCCUUCUCUGGAUGUGAGAUCAGAUGUGCACACAGAACAGCAGGAUGACGGAGCUCUAUGUUAUGAGCCUCCUCGUUUUCCGAGUUUGGAUAUUCCAUUUUUAAGUUGUGAUCUUGUACAAUCAGGAAAUGACAUGCAACAAGAAUAUAGUCCCCUUGGAAUUCGUCAGCUGAUGAUGUCCUCUAUGAAUUGCCUUACUCCAUUUAGGUUAUGGGAUUCACCAUCUCGCGAUGGUAGCCCUGAUGCUGUGCUGAAAAGUGCUGCUAAAACAUUUACAGGCACACCAUCCAUUUUGAAGAAACGGCACCGUGACCUGUUGUCUCCAUUGUCGCCAUUGUCGGAUAGAAGGAUUGAUAAAAAGCUUGGGACUGACGUGACCUCCAGUUUGGCCAGAGAUUUUUCACGUUUAGAGGUAAUGUUUGAAGACAGUGAGACACAGGAGGCACCAUUGCAUUAUCCAUCUUCAAAUCAGCAGAGGACCUCUGAUGCGCAUGAAGAAGACAAAGAGAAUAUGGACACCUGUGAAACCAGAAUAGAAGAAGGGACUGAUACUGUUGCAAUAUCAGCUGAUGAAAUAGCACAGAAACACUUUGAUGACAGUGAAUCCCAGGAAAAGAUGAAGCAAGGAAAUGCUGAUGUUGAUGCUAAGACUAAGGCUGAUGCUGUCCCCUCCUCUCACGAUGCGCAACAGUCUUCUGGGGUUCUUGCUGAACAUAACACAAAUGAUCUGCUAUUGUAUUCUCCUGAUCAAGCUGGUUGUAAAGCUGAAAAAGCCUUGAGCUUGAGUGCUGGAACUCCAAAAGUACAGCAUAGUAAAUCUUUUUCUGCCAAACAAUGUUCCUCUGUUAUUACUCCAACUAUAACAGUGAAGAAGCGAGAAAGUUAUUUGGUUGCACAGACAUGUAUACAAUCUGAUUUGUUGUCAGCUCCCCUGGAGACAACUAGUGAUAAUGCUGGGAAUGGUGCUAGUACUGAGACCAUAUUCGGUGUUACACCACUUAAAAGAAGUAUUGAUUCCCCUUCAGCAUGGAAAUCCCCUUCAGCGUGGAAAUCUCCUUCAGCAUGGAAAUCCCCCUGGUUUAUCAACUCCUUUCUUCCUGGUCCAAGGGUUGAUACAGAAAUAACAAUUGAGGAUAUAGGAUUUUUCAUGAGCCCAGGAGAUAGAAGUUAUGAUGCCAUAGGGUUGAUGAAACAGAUAAGCGAGCAUACUGCUUCUGCAUACGCCAAUGCCCAGGAAGUUUUGGGAAAUGAAACUCCUGAGUCAUUGUUGAAGGAAAGACGGAAAGACCAUGGCAUUGUGGACUUGGAUAAGAAUCUUGCACCACCAAAUCAGCUGGGGAGUAGUUCCCUUUCCGCGCCAAAUGUUGUGGUGGAGCGUCGCACCCUUGACUUUAGCGAGUGUGAAACACCUGGGAAGGGAAAAGAAAGCGGAAAAUUCUCGAAUACUAAAAGCUUCUCAAGUCCAUCUAGCUAUUUGUUGAAGGGAUGCAGAUAAUUUGUUCUCACAAAGCAAAGGUUGUAGCCAUUAAGUUGUUGUUCUAGUUCUUGUUUCCAUAUAUAUUGUAUGUAAGUUUUGUUUAUUUUUAUUAUUCAUACAGUUGCCGAACCCAAUUAAUUAAUUUACUGAAAGAAAUUUGUUCAUGCACUAAUAUUUGUUCUCAUGUUUCUUCA
Messenger RNA from Rosa rugosa (rugosa rose), 3641 nucleotides. RefSeq names its product transcription factor MYB3R-1-like. The transcript is spliced from 12 exons. Gene Ontology annotation, cellular component: nucleus. The record is from RefSeq and is a predicted model, not a curated record. Bases 307 to 3465 code for a protein of 1052 amino acids. Gene Ontology annotation, molecular function: RNA polymerase II cis-regulatory region sequence-specific DNA binding; DNA-binding transcription factor activity, RNA polymerase II-specific. NCBI's taxonomy places the organism in Eukaryota, Viridiplantae, Streptophyta, Magnoliopsida, Rosales, Rosaceae. Gene Ontology annotation, biological process: regulation of DNA-templated transcription.